AUGAGUAAACAGGGAAUAGCUGUGGAUCCUGAUAAGGUGGAAGCAGUAAUGAAUUGGGAGCGACCAACUUCAGUGACAGAGAUCAGAAGUUUCCUAGGAAAAGCGAAUGUUGUGGCGGAUGCCUUGAGUCGGAAAUCUUUAUAUGCAGCUUGGAUGAUGCUACGGGAAAAGGAAUUACUAAGGGCAUUUCAAGAACUUCUGAAGGUUCAUCGAGACAAUGAAACGUUACAUAAGGUAUUACCAGCAGUUGAACAGGGAAAACAGUGGAGAGCGUUAGAAGGACAUGAUGGUUUGUGGAGGUUCAAGAACGAGAUUGUUGUGCCAGAUAUUGGAGACCUGCGACAGAGAAUCUUGAAGGAAGCUCAUAAGAGCGGGUUUUUAAUCCAUCUAGGAAGCACCAAAAUGUAUCAAGAUCUGAAAGCAAUGUUCUGGUGGCCAGGGAUGAAGAAUGAUGUGGCAUUGCACGUAUCUAAAUUUUUAACGUGUCAGAAGGUUAAGAUUGAGCAUUAG
Molecule: messenger RNA, 510 nt
Organism: Arachis ipaensis
Lineage: Eukaryota; Viridiplantae; Streptophyta; Magnoliopsida; Fabales; Fabaceae
Source: RefSeq, a predicted model, not a curated record